GAGAUAAAAACCCCAUUCCCCCGCAUCCUCCACAGUUGUAGGUUUGGAUUUUGAUCGAAAGUCAGAGAAGAAGGAAAUCUGAAAAUGGGCGUAGGCAUAUCAGUGCUGAUAGCCCUAAAAGCAACAAGUCUAUUGGCAUGCUUCGCGUACAUAAGAAGGCUGGGUUUCACGCUCUUGUCCCUUCCCUUCCUCUACGCUUCCCUCAUCUCCUUCCUCGUCUCGAUCGCUUCUCACCCUUCAAUUAACCUUCCCUUACUCCUCGGGAAAACCAGCGACGGAACCUUCCCCUUUCUCUCGCUCCUAAUCUUCAGCCCUUACAUCUACUUCGUUCGCAUCUUCUCUCUGCUCCGGAGACUCCGAAGUAGGGAGGCUCCUUACUCGGAAGUUCACGAUGGUAUCUAUGUUGGUGCCUGGCCGUCGUCGCCUCGCAUGCUGCCACCUGGCGACCCUGCCAUCGUCGAUUGCACGUGCGAGUUCCCGCGUGUCUCUUCGGGCUUGCCCUACCGCUGCAUUCCCACGUGGGACACCAGGUCGCCUCAGCCCGCUGAUAUUGAAUCCGCUGUUAAGUGGGCCUGUCGCCAGAGAGACCUCAAUAGGCCCAUUUUCGUUCACUGUGCUUAUGGUCAUGGAAGAAGUGUUGCUGUUAUGUGUGCACUGUUAGUAGCACUAGGCAUCACAGAGGAUUGGAAGAAUGCUGAGAAGCUGAUCAAGCAAAAACGGCCUUACAUCCGGAUGAAUGCUCUCCAUCGCAAGGCCCUUGAAGAAUGGUCCAGACACCGAUUGUCUGCACCGAAGAAGUAGAGACACGAGUGUGGGUUCCUCCGGUUUAUACGAUUCUUUCAGUCUUCCAUAGUAUGAUUGUUUCCCAAACAGGGAGUGGCAAAUGAAGAAAAAUCUUAAAUAUAGAUUCUCCUCGUGCGUUUACUUUAUCCAGUGAACCCAAAAUCUAAUAUUUGGUUCCUAAUUGUUCCGUAGUCAGCAUCUUCUGCAUUGAUCAUGUUGAAGAUGAUGCGUGGAAUAGUGGGUUUACAUAUUAUGAGAAGCUGGAACAUCUAUUUAUAGACAUCAUUUCAUUGUAUAACAUGAACAGGGAUUCCUAGUGUAGGCCGCUGGUCAGUUCGACCCCUGCUUUACGUCAAUUGUUGAACUGCCAGCGGCUACUGUGUAUGCUUAAUGUAUUAAAAAAAAAAAAAAGAGACACGAGUUAAGAAAAAUGAUUCAUUAGUUUUACUAAAAAAGUUACGG
This is a messenger RNA of Cajanus cajan (pigeon pea), 1245 nucleotides long. RefSeq lists its product as uncharacterized. NCBI's taxonomy places the organism in Eukaryota, Viridiplantae, Streptophyta, Magnoliopsida, Fabales, Fabaceae. The record is from RefSeq and is a predicted model, not a curated record. Gene Ontology annotation, biological process: protein dephosphorylation.